Messenger RNA from Adineta ricciae, 288 nucleotides. NCBI's taxonomy places the organism in Eukaryota, Metazoa, Rotifera, Eurotatoria, Adinetida, Adinetidae. The record is from the annotation of a GenBank genome assembly.
AUGAAAAUACUCGNUGAUUCUCUUAUUAAUUCUUUAACAUCAUUUGGUUUUCUUGAUUCACAAAUACGUGAAAUUGUUCAAUCAAUUGGUUCAUUAAUUAAUUAUGGAUUGAUAACAGUUGAAAAUACAUCUCGAACAAAUCAUUAUUCUCCAUCAUUUCCUACAAAUUACAAUCAAUUUACAUUUUCUCAACGUGAUCGUUCAGAUAAUUAUUCUCGAAACAGUACUGAUAUGAAUUCUAAACGAUUUAAAUCUGAUCAACAACGAUCGAACAAAUCUAAACGAUAA